GAGCGAGCAACGGGGGUUGGUUGGAGUGGGAGUGGGCAGAGCUGCGAGCUGUGAUCUGUUAUCUGCUUACGUGAAUGAGGGAACAUUCUAGUUUUGACGUUUGAUUUUGGCUGGAAGUGUGACGCUGUCGCAUUUUGACAAGCAAAUAUCUGCAGAGGAAAUGGCGCUUAAACUUGUAAUUGUGCUUUCGUUGCUGGCUGCGUCCACGCUAGCCAGCCUAGCUCCUAUCGAUAAUCCAAAGAAAGAAGACACUAGCAGUAGUGAUCAUGUGCUCCAGCUCAAGAGGGACUCUUCAGUUCCAGCGCUACCAUCACCUGGAGCUUCAAAUAUGUCCCUAUCUCCUAACAAAAACGAUAGUGGAACCAUUGCAGUAACCACCCUCACUGAAACCAUAGCCCCAGUAACUCUACUACUCCCAAAUGACACAACCACCACUUCUGCCCCUGCAACUAACGCUACCACUACCUCCGCUGCCCCCAUCACAACUGCACCCCCCACUCCUGCUCCUAAUGCAACCACACCUGUUCCUCCAGCUACCACUACAGUGAAACCUACACCACCCACUCCUGCUCCUAAUGCAACCACAACUACUCCUCCAACUACCACUUCGACAAUCAAACCUCCUGGACCUGCUCCCAACACAACCACUGUUGCUCCCCCCACUACUUCAACUCCUGGUCCCAACACAACAACCACCACCACAGUCAAACCUCCCACCCCAUCUCCCACCCCAUCUCCCACCCCAUCUCCCACCCCAUCUCCCACUCCAUCUCCCACUCCAUCUCCCACUCCAUCUCCCACCCCAACUCCUACCCCUUCCCCUACCCCAUCUCCUACCCCUGCUUCUACCCCUGCUCCUAAACCUGCGCCUAUACCAGAUCGUCAUUUUGAUGGGCCAAGUUUCAUUGGGGGUAUUGUAUUGGCACUGGGAAUGAUGUCAAUUGGAUUUGUUGCCUGGAAGUUUUACAAAGCCAGACAUGAACGCAACUAUCACACCCUAUCUAACUUUGGAGACUCUUCUGUCAUUUGAGAAUGGUAUAUUAUUAAACUGAACUCACUGUUGUCAAGCAAGUGGUUCAGCGUGAGUAUUGGCACAUGAGCACAAGGAGUGCAUUUUAUGGCCACUUAUCAAAAUUUUUGUUUUAAAGCGCUUGUACAGCUUAAGGAUGUGAUUGGUGCUUGUGAUUUAGUGAUAUCACUCGUCAUUAAGACGCUUGGGAGUGAGCUUUUCAAGGCUUUUAGUCAUAUUGUUGUAGCCCCCUCAGCGUUUCACUCAGUGUCCUCUACUGUCUGGAAUGACCUUGCACUGCACUCAAUGUCAGUCCUAACUCUGAGUUAAAUAACUGUAAUUCUCUGUGUGAUAUUAUAAUUGCAAAUGUCAAAAGGGAGCUGGGGAUAAUAGAUUGAAAGAUUUUGCUACCAAGCACAAAUCAGGUAAGAUUUUCUGUGCUGGAAAUGCUCUUGGCCCUACUCUCUUAGGAAAAGAAUGUAAAAUAGACUGGGAGCUAUGUGGGAUGGUCACACUGCAGUGGAUCAAGGCUCACAGCGACUCCAGCUCCUGCAAGACUGAUGUUAUUUAGGAAUUAAAGAAAUACUAAUAUCUAGCAGGUAGGGAUGUCUCUGGUUUUGAAUCUAUUAUUAUAAUUUUUCUUAUGGAAUCUCAUACUUGUCUCCAUUAUUAUUGUUUGAGGUGGAUAGUUCAUUUUGUGUACUUCUACUGAUUAUCUCAUUUAUUUGUUAUUCAAAAUUGUUCUAAUGAUAGAUUUGUUGAAAUUUCGUCCCUUCUAUGUUUGCAGUACUCAUAACGCAUGUGCUGUUUAUGAUUGAAAGUUAUUCUGUGUAUUCAAAAGAUAUUUUCAAUGAUGAUUUUUAUUUUAGAGAUGUAGAAGUAUUGAAAACAGUGUUAAAAUUGAAAUUAGUCAUCAAUGUUUUUCGUAGAAAACAACAACUGUUCUGUCCUACUAUUGUGAAGUGAGAGAAUGGUUUUUAUCAAUCCUGACCAAACUACUUAUUGUAAGAAUAUGAAAUUGUGUGUGCUGGUUUUUUUAAAUUCUGUAUCCUUGAGAAGUGCUUAAUUUAAGAAGAGUUUCUGGCUUUCUUUCUGCAGAGAUACUUUUUGUAUUUGGUGAAUUGAAAUCUAUGGCCUGUUGUGUGUACAAUGUUAUUUGAGUGGUGGUUGAUUGGUAUACUAGCUCUUAACUUCUUCUUAAGUGGGUAAUUUUGACAGUUUCCUUAGUUUUAUUAUUUCUUACGUUUUGAAUAUUUGUAUUUUUUACUUUCUUUUCUUAUAUCUUUCUUGAUUAGCAAGAACUUCUGAAUGUGAUUCGUGUCCAUUCUGCCUUGCGGGUGGUAUCUGCCACUCUUCUGACAACAGACAUGACCUGCUGCUUCCUCCCUCCAAGCAAGGCAUAUGGCUUUUCUUUAAUCAAAGUAGACCGAUAAUAUUUUUAUCUCUGCAAUGUUUUUUUAAGUUUAGUUCAGGGGUGCUUUCAGUUUUCUAUUCUAUCUCAUCUGAGGAAAAUGUCAUGUUCAAAUAUACUAGUCUAUAAAUCUGUGGCCACUGCUUUUCCUCCACUUAAUUGUUUCUAAACAUUGUGUAGUAAGGUAUGUCUUAUCUCAUUACAAAUGUCAAUUGUGGCCAAGCACCCCCUCCGAGAUCUGCCUCAUGCACUAUUAAUUGAGUGCUAUUAGCAGCAAGCCACUUUGGUUGACUUUCCUUUGUUGAAUGUUAUGUUAUUCUGUAUAUAGUUUGUAUCUGUAUAAACACAACUUAUCUUUCAUGUGCCACAUGAUUAAGGUUUCAUCAAAAAUCUUUCGCUCAAAAAUGUAAUGAGUGUUUAGAAGUGUAUUGUCCGCUUCUCAUUUAUUUUUAAGCCUAUGAUCAAGCAUAGCUCAUCUACACUGUCCCAUCUAACAACUUCCUUUAAGAUGGCUUGACUUGCUUGUGUUGACUUGAAAUUUCAUUAUAUUUGGCCUCAGAUUAUUUUAUGAUCUGACUUAGGCCUUAGAUGAUUAUAAAAUUUCACAACACCCGAUGCUUUUUAAGUUGUCUUGUUAGCCACUAAAAGGUGGUAUUUUCCAGAACCUUGUUUUGUGCAAUGACACAUUAUCUUGUUUAUUUUGUUGUGUUUUUUUUUUUUUUCAUUUCUUUUUCAUGACUUUGACAGCAUGAUUCUUGUCUUCUUUACUGUUUUCAUUGUAUUUGUAUGAGUACAAUUAUUAUUUCUGUCUGUUUUUCAUGUGACAUUUUAUUUUCACUCUGUCUUAAGCAACUUAUUGAGCAUUAUGCACAAGCACAAGUUUAAUUUGUUUGUUUAGACAGCUAUGUGCUGGAUCCAAAGUUAGCAAAUGCUUGAAUUGAGUGACUAAUUUUAUUAAAUGGUUUUGGAAAUAUUUGACAAUAUGUAACUUGAAACCUACUGCUGGAAUCAGUCAUGAGGUGAGGGGCCUCUUUGUGACCCUCCGACUGUGAUUGGCUCAUCGAGUUUUGAGUCAGAGCUGCCUCAAAUGAGGUGAGACGCCUCACCUCACAAGACUGAAUUCACCAUAUUUAUCUUUCAAAAUGGAUGGUUGGAUGGUCUCAUUACAGUACAGCACAAUGCUUUAGUCCUGUGCAUUAUUUCUCUUGCCUGUCUAGUAUUUGCUUAUCUUAAACCAGCCCCUGCAAGUGUUGAGACCAACAAGUGCUUUACAAGUGAUUUACUAUUUUCAUGCAAGGAAAUUUUCUAUUUAAAAAGGAAUUCUCUCAUUUAAAAUGUUACAGGAAUUGAUAAUACACCAUUGAAUCACUGCUGAAGCUACAUUCCUUUCUACUGUUGUGUGCAGUUAGAUGUGAUAACCUUGAAGUCAUUUGAAAAUGAAUAUAUGUGUAUGAUACCAAAAUAUUUUGAUUAUAUGUAUUCAUUGUGAUUGAUGUAUAUUGGCAGUUAACCCAAAGUGGAAAACUAUAUGAAUGAAUAAAGUGAGGAAUUGAAAA
This is a messenger RNA of Frankliniella occidentalis (western flower thrips), 3976 nucleotides long. RefSeq lists its product as uncharacterized. NCBI's taxonomy places the organism in Eukaryota, Metazoa, Arthropoda, Insecta, Thysanoptera, Thripidae. Gene Ontology annotation, cellular component: cytoplasmic vesicle. The record is from RefSeq and is a predicted model, not a curated record. The transcript has 5 exons. The coding region runs from base 161 to 1030 and encodes 289 amino acids.